Messenger RNA from Opisthocomus hoazin, 3630 nucleotides. NCBI's taxonomy places the organism in Eukaryota, Metazoa, Chordata, Aves, Opisthocomiformes, Opisthocomidae. The record is from RefSeq and is a predicted model, not a curated record.
AUGACCACAGAAACAUCGGUUCCAACACAUAGCACAACCAUCAUCUCGACCACCAGCAAGACCCACACCACCAGGACCUCUACGCCUCCAACAGAAGGCACAACCACCACAACCACACCCACACCAACAGUGUCCUACUCAGCCACUAGCACUGCCAGCACUUCCAGGACCACUGCAGGAAGCACCACUACCACCACAGCCACAGCUCCUCCAAAACACACCACCAGUGUGGCAACACAGGAACCAACAUCGCCCACUACUGCCUCCACUUUCCCACCAUCAAUAACAACAACCGCUGGCACCACCCGCUUAACACAAAGCACCACCCGGACAACACAAGGCACAAACAUCAUCACGAACACCAGCAGGGGCAGCACCACCAGGACCUCUCCCCCUCCAUCAGAUGGCACAAUCACCACAACCACUCCCACGCCAACAGUGUCCCACUCACACACUAGCACUGCCAGCACCUCCACGACAACUGCAAGAAUUACCCCAAUGACCACAGAAACAUCGGUUCCAACAAAUAGCCCCACUGUGUCAACACAGCCUUCAACAUUACCCACUACUGCCUCCACCACCCCACCAUCAACAAUGACAGCCACUGCUGGCACCACAGUUGUCCCCACUACCAAUGCCCUAACAACACAAGGCACAACCAUCAUCACGACCACCAGCAAGACCCACACCACCAGGACCUCUACGCCUCCAUCAGAAGGAACAACCACCACAACCACACCCACACCAACAGUGUCCUACUCAGCCACUAGCACUGGCAGCACUUCCAGGACCACUGCAGGAAGCACCACUACCACCACAGCCACAUCUGCUCCAAAACACACCACCAGUGUGGCAACACAGGAACCAACAUCACCCACUACUGCCUCCACCAUCCCAAUAUCAGCAACGACAACCACCACUGGGACCACCCAGCCAACACAAGGCACAACCAUCAUCACGACCACCAGCAGGGCCAGCACCACAAAGACCUCACCUUCUCCAACAGAAGGCAUAACCACACCCACACCAACAGUGCCCACCUCACCCACUAGCACUGCCAGCAAUCCCAGGACCACUGCAGGAAGCACCACAAAGACCACGGAAACACCUGCUCCAACACACACCCGCAGUGUGGCAACACAGGAACCAACAGCACCCACCACUGCCUCCACCUUGCCACCAUCAUUAACGACAACCACCACUGGCACUACCCGGACCACUGCAGGAAGCACCACAAAGACCACGGAAACACCUGCUCCAACACACACCCGCAGUGUGGCAACACAGGAACCAACAGCACCCACCACUGCCUCCACCUUGCCACCAUCAUUAACGACAACCACCACUGGCACUACCCGGUUAAGACCAGGCACCACCCAGCCAACAAAAGGCACUACCAUCCUCACGAUCACCAGCAAGAUCGGCACCAAAAGGAGCACUGCCCCUCCAUCAGAAGGCACAACCACCACAACCACACCCACACCAACAGUGUCCCACUCACCCACUAGCACUGCUAGCAGCUCCAGGACCAUCGCAGGAAGCACCACAACCACCACAGCCACAUCUCCUCCAAAACAUACCCCCACUGUGGUAACACAGGAACCAACAUCACCCAUUACUGCCUCCACCUUCCCACUAUCAGCAACAACAACCACCGCUAGCACCACCCGGUUAACACAAGGCACCAACCGGACAACACAAGGCACACCCAUCAUCACAACCACCAGUAAGGCCGGCACCACCAGGACCUCUCCCCCUCCAUCAGAAGGCACAACCACCACAACCACACCAACACCAACAGUACCCAGCUCAACCUCUAGUACUGCCAACACCUCCAGGACCACCGCAGGAAGCACUACAACCACCACAACCACAUCUCUUCCAACACACAAGUCCACGUUGUUAACACAGAAACCAACAUCACCUACUACUGCCUCCACCAUCCCACCAUCAAGGACAACCACUGCUGGCUCCACCCGGCCAACACAAGGCACAACCAUCAUCACGACAACCAGCACGACCGGCACCACCCGGACCUUUCCCCCUGUGACAGCAGGAACAACCACCAUCACCAUACUCACGCCAACAGUGCCCACCUCACCCACUAGCACGGCCAGCAACUCCAGGACCACUACUGGAAGCUCCACAACCACCACAGCCAUUGAGCAGGCCCAGACGACACCACCACCAGCAGGAAACACUACAGGCUCCUCCACCACAGCCUAUCCAGCACACACCACCAGUGUGGCAACACAGCCUCCAACAUCAGCCACUACUGCCUCCACCACCCCACCAUCAACAAUGACAACCACUGCUGCCACCACCCGGUUAACACAAGGCACCACCAGGACAACACAAGGCACAACCAUCAUCACGACCACCAGCAGGGCCAGCACCACCAGGACCUCUCCCCCUCCAUCAGAAGGCACAACCACCACAACCACACCCACACCAACAGUGCCCACCUCACCCACUAGCACUGCCAGCACCUCCAGGACCACUGCAGGAAGCACCACAGUGACCACUGUCACAUAUGCUCCAACACACAACUCCACUGUGGCAACACAGUCUCCAACAUCACCCACUACUGCCUCCACCACCCCACCAUCAACAACGACAACCACUGCUGGCACCACAAAACCAAUACAAGGCACAACCACCAUCGCAACCAUCACCAGGGCCACCAGCACCGGGACGUCUCCCCCUCCAUCAGAAGGCACAACCACCACAACCACACCAACAGUGUCACACUCACACACUAGCACUGCCAGCACCUCCACGACAACUGCAGGAAGCACCACAACGACCACGGAAACAUCGGUUCCAACACAUAGCCCCACUGUGUCAACACAGCCUUCAGCAUCACCCACUACUGCCUCCACCACCCCACCAUCAACAACAACAACCAUCGCUGGCACCACGGUUGUCCCCACUACCACUGCCCAAACAACACAAGGCACAAGUAUCCUCACGACCACCAGCAAGACUGGCACCACCAGGACCUCUAUGAGUGCAUCAGAAGGCACAACCACCACAACCACACCCACACCAACAGUGUCCCACUCACAAACUAGCACUGGCAGCACCUCAAGGACCACUGCAGGAAGCACCACAAUGACCACGGACACAUCUGCUCCAACGCACACCCACAGUGUGGAAUCACAGCCUCCAACAGCACCCACUACUGCCUCCACCAUCCCACCAUCAACAAUGACAACAACCGCUGGCACCACAGUUGUCCCCACUACCACUGCCCCAACAACACAAGGCACAAACAUCAUCACGACCACCAGCAAGACUGGCACCACCAGGACCUCUCCCUCUCAAUCAGAAGAACAAAUUCCUGGCAUCUGUGUGAUUAACGGUACCAUAUACAUGGGUUAUCAAUAUAUGACAGAGGAUGGAGAGUGCUGUGGGAAGUGUAUUGAAGUAUCUUGCACAAUCAAAUUAAGUAACAACACUGUUCACGUGCUCAAUGUUGAUGAGAUCCUGCCACUUGAUAAUUGCAGCCAUUACAAAUGUGAAAAAAUUGAAGAUCAAUUUGUUGCAGUCCAAACUAAAAAAGUAUGCCCCGAGUACGACCCAGGAGAGUGCGAUCCUGUAAGUUUUAAUCAAUUCUUCACCAGCUGA